This is a messenger RNA of Hirundo rustica (Barn swallow), 837 nucleotides long. Its product is annotated as carbohydrate sulfotransferase 8-like. NCBI's taxonomy places the organism in Eukaryota, Metazoa, Chordata, Aves, Passeriformes, Hirundinidae. Gene Ontology annotation, biological process: carbohydrate biosynthetic process. Gene Ontology annotation, cellular component: membrane. The record is from RefSeq and is a predicted model, not a curated record. Bases 1 to 837 code for a protein of 278 amino acids. Gene Ontology annotation, molecular function: sulfotransferase activity. The transcript has 2 exons.
AUGGUGAUUUGGGGAAAGAGAGGUGACCUGGCCCUCAAGGCAGAGGAGGGCUUCACUUUGACCUUGGACACCUUCCUUCACAUCCAGCAGCUCAGGAAGAGGAGACUGAGAGCUUUCUGCCGCCAAGCAGGCAAAUUCACUGCGCUGCCAAACAGCCGGGAUGAGAAAGCCUCCCUGCUCCCGAGUCUGAGGGUGAACACCAAGCUGGACCUCCUGUACUGCCAGGUGCCAUCAACAGGGGUGGAGGAAUGGCAUCAGCUUUUGGAGAAGCUAGAGGAGGAAAAUGUGACGCUGCCAGUGCCGCUCCCCUACCGCCGGCUGCACGCUAGGGAGACACGGCUGAGCGAGUUCAACCAGACGGAGGUAAAGGCCAUGCUGCGGUCUUACACCAAAGUGCUCUUUGUCAGGGACCCUUUCCACAGGCUGAUCGCCACGUUCCUGCAAGGCAUGGGCAUCAACCCAUCCUUCAGCAGCUUCGUCCAGGAAGUCCUGGACAGUGGAAUGCACAACGGCAGCGUGGCUUGGAAACCGCUGGUCGGCCUGUGCCGGCCCUGCCUCGUCCAGUAUGACUACGUGGUGAUGUUUGGCUUCCUUAGGCAGGAGCUGGGCCACCUGCUGCGCCGGGCUGGGCUGCCUGUGGGCAGCCUCCUCCCCGAGCUCAGCGACAGCCAGGUGCAGUGGACAUACAGGUGGCUGUCAGAGCAGAUGUUCAGCGAGCUGUCUGCCCAACAGAAGAAGCAGCUGUCUCAUUUCUACCGCUGGGACCUUGCUGCUUUCCCAUUUUCUAGCAGUUUCCUGUCAGACCUCCCCAGCACUGCGGAGACCGGGGAGAAAUAG